UAAAAGCCAAGAUAACGUUUCUUCCUCUUGGAUUUUGACCAAGAUGGUUGCAGUGUAGGGGGGGUGUACCAUAGUAGCUGGGCGUGUCUGCCGCUCUACUGUAAUAUAAAGGGACCUAGAUGUAUAGGCACUCAUCUUGUUAGGUUCAAUUCUUGUAGAUUUAAUACAGGUCAAUCAAAAAGGAGCAAAAUGAGUCUGACAGCAAAGGACAAAUCUGUGGUCAAGGCCUUCUGGGGCAAGAUUAGUGGAAAGGCAGAUGUCGUCGGCGCUGAGGCUUUGGGAAGGAUGCUGACCGCCUACCCCCAGACUAAGACCUACUUCUCCCACUGGGCUGACCUGAGCCCCGGCUCUGCCCCAGUCAAGAAACAUGGAAGCACCAUCAUGGGUGCAAUUGGUAAUGCUGUCGGACUGAUCGACGACCUCGUCGGAGGACUGAGUGCUCUCAGCGAUUUGCACGCCUUCAAGCUCCGCGUUGACCCUGGAAACUUCAAGAUUCUGUCCCACAACAUCCUUGUGACCCUGGCUAUUCACUUCCCUGCGGAUUUCACUCCCGAAGUGCACAUUGCUGUGGAUAAAUUCCUUGCAGCCUUGUCCGCUGCCCUGGCUGACAAAUACAGAUAAAUUGUAGUUCAGUUCCUGCGCUGUUGUUAUCACAAUAAAAUAAACGGGCAAUGAAUUAAGUUA
Molecule: messenger RNA, 684 nt
Organism: Salmo salar (Atlantic salmon)
Lineage: Eukaryota; Metazoa; Chordata; Actinopteri; Salmoniformes; Salmonidae
Product: hemoglobin subunit alpha
Biological process (GO): oxygen transport; hydrogen peroxide catabolic process
Cellular component (GO): blood microparticle; haptoglobin-hemoglobin complex; hemoglobin complex
Molecular function (GO): oxygen carrier activity; haptoglobin binding; organic acid binding
Source: RefSeq, a predicted model, not a curated record